AUGGAUCUGGAAAGAAGCCAGAAUGGGAUGCUGAUGUCAACGGCCUUGGGGGUGUGUUUAGCCAGAUGGGAGAGUAGCUAUAACACAGGAGCUACCAACUACAAUCCUGGAGACAGAAGCACUGAUUAUGGGAUAUUCCAGAUCAACAGCCGCUACUGGUGCAACGACGGCAAAACUCCCAGAGCUGUGAAUGCCUGUGGCAUACCCUGCAGCGCUUUGUUGCAGGAUGACAUCACUCAGGCUGUGAAUUGUGCCAAGAGGGUCGUGAGAGAUCCCCAAGGCAUCCGAGCGUGGGUGGCUUGGAGAAAUCGUUGCCAAAACAAAGACCUCACUGAGUACGUGCGCGGCUGUGGAGUCUAACUGCAGGUCAUUCCUUCUCGAGCUGCCAUUGCCUCUUUCUCACGUGAGGGGAGUGAUGGCUACGUGAAAGGCCACACCACCAUUGUAUCCCUUCAAAUAAACAGAAUCUUUAUAGCAGCAAGUGAAAAAAAUAUCCUUCCUCCUCAGAGCUCCCAUGUUUAUUAGCGUGUCUAUUAUUUGAUAUUAACCUACAUUUUUCAGUUUACUAAUCGAACUAAUACUGGUGAAAAUUUCUCUCAAACUUUGAUUCUCAAAUAUAUCUGCAGGACUUUCAGUUCUUUAUCAAGAAAAAACACAACACACUUGAUCUUGAAUGACACAAGUACUCCCUGACAAAGGAGGGAGGGAUAUCUCAGAGCAAGAGGAACUUGAGGGAAAUUUCAGCUUUGUAGGCAUCUGAUGUCUUCACCUGUUCUGUGGUAUCCUAAAGCAGUCAAAAUAAACCACUGUGCUGGCUGUUUCACUCUUUAAAUGAGCAGAAUGCAGACUGACUGAAUGAAGAAUUUUCAUUAAAAAAUGGGGCCUCUUGCCUGUAUGUGUGGGAAGGAGGGGCUCAAACACAAGACCAACUAACCUCUUUACAUUUCUCACAAAUUCUGCCCUAUGAAAACAAGCAAAUAAAAAUGUGAUUUUGA
Messenger RNA from Octodon degus (degu), 995 nucleotides. Its product is annotated as lysozyme C-like. Gene Ontology annotation, molecular function: lysozyme activity. Lineage: Eukaryota; Metazoa; Chordata; Mammalia; Rodentia; Octodontidae. The transcript has 4 exons. Bases 1 to 360 code for a protein of 119 amino acids. The record is from RefSeq and is a predicted model, not a curated record. Gene Ontology annotation, biological process: defense response to Gram-negative bacterium; defense response to Gram-positive bacterium.